UUGGAGCUCAUUUCGAGUCCCACAACCACGCGCCCAGGGACUUCGACUCAUCAACCACUCGUCGACGCAACGCCGUCGGCAUCGAUCAAAAGCGCCUCAUCCACUUUUUCCAAGCGCCCGUGGAUGUCGUUGCGCAAUGACCGAUAAGCUCCCACCCAACCUUCUCGCGUUGUUCGCCGCGCGCCCUCCCUUGAAAUGGCUCGACCCCCCAGACCACGCGCCCGAAAAGCGCGUGACGUCGGCCAUUGACAGCGUGAGCUCGUACAUGCCAGCACUACAGAAGUACAAGGAAGAGGAUGUCUACCAUCCGACGGAGAGUUGGCUGGAGAGGAAGGAUAGGAAAAAGCAGGAGAUGAAGGCCAAGCUUCAAUACCAGAAGGACAACCUCGCCACACUCUACAAGCCAAACGAAGAUCCCAACAUCCGUGGCGAUGCUUUCAAGACUCUUCUCGUUGCACGACUAAGCUACGAGGCUGACGAGCGUGACUUGGAACGGGAGUUCGGGCGCUACGGUCCCAUCGAACGUAUCCGUAUCGUCAAAGACACUCAUGCGCAUGAGAAGCCCAACAAGAAGGCAAAGCCACACAGAGGCUAUGCCUUUGUUGUAUUUGAGCGCGAAAAAGACAUGCGAGCGGCUCUAGAUUCCUGCGAUGGCAUGCGCAUCAAGGGUCGAGAAAUCAAGGUCGAUGUCGAGCGUGGACGUACAGUCCGCGCGUGGGUACCCCGUCGUUUUGGAGGUGGUCUGGGCGGACGGAACUACACCAAGGUUGCCAGUCGGCCUGCUAUGGGAGGAUAUGGCGCUCCCGGCGGCGGCUAUCGUGGAGGAUUUAGAGGAUUCGACAGUGGCCGUGGCCGAGGAGGCGCCCGAGGCGGAUUCGGCGGAGGUCGUGGUGGUGGCGGCUUCCGACGAGAAGGCGGCUUCGGCGAUCGAGGUGGCGACCGCGGCUACGGUCCCCCGAGCGGCGCUCCCUCCGGUCCAGGUGGCUACGACCGCAGGAAUGGAGACCGCGGAUCUUCAUAUGGUGGGUAUGACCGCGAUGGCGGGCGCUCAUAUGACAGACGCGACAACCGAGACAGCGGCCGCUUCGGAGGACGCGACAAUCGACGAACUGGAGGCAACAUGGAACCCGUGGGCGAGGGGCGUCGUGGACGUGACGAUCGGCCCCAGCGCGACUUUGACCGGCCUCGCGAAGGUGAGAGCAGAAAGCGUGGUUACGACGACGACUACAACGAUUCGCGCAAGAUGCCUCGAUACUAGACAAGCCACGAAAAUUCUCGGUGGGUGGUUCGGUCUCCUUGCGUUCCGAUUCUUUCCCCUACUUCGCCAAAGGGUAAGCAGCCACCAGCCACAGCCGAGAAUCACGGGAGUAUUGUGACCACCACUCCCAUAUCGCAUCCAAGCACGGCAUUAUCCGUGCUGUUGUUGAAGCGCAAGAAAACGUUUGUGUUCAAAACAUCCGCACACGACCAAGGAUCAUUGUGGGGGUGGGCAUCUGAAAGGUAACGAGCCCUGCAAUUGUACAUGAAAUGGAACAAGGCAGGUAUCUGGGAGCGGCUGUGGCUGGUUUCUGUUUGGCUUAGCAAGAUUCUGUGAGGUCAAAGGUAAGCUGUGGCCUACUUAUACCGACAAUUUGAGUGUAGCAGUAGUAUCUUCAUCAGUUUUCAGUAGAUACAUGCCAUGUGUACUUUGUUGCGAGCAGGAAGCAUCACUUUGUAAACCAU
Molecule: messenger RNA, 1722 nt
Organism: Emericellopsis atlantica
Lineage: Eukaryota; Fungi; Ascomycota; Sordariomycetes; Hypocreales; Bionectriaceae
Product: U1 small nuclear ribonucleoprotein of 70kDa MW N terminal-domain-containing protein
Exons: 4
Coding region: 137-1258 (373 amino acids)
Biological process (GO): mRNA splicing, via spliceosome
Cellular component (GO): U2-type prespliceosome; U1 snRNP; precatalytic spliceosome
Molecular function (GO): mRNA binding; U1 snRNA binding
Source: RefSeq, a predicted model, not a curated record